Lycium ferocissimum is the source of this 1091-nucleotide messenger RNA. RefSeq names its product large ribosomal subunit protein uL3c. The coding region runs from base 98 to 934 and encodes 278 amino acids. The transcript is spliced from 2 exons. Gene Ontology annotation, cellular component: ribosome; chloroplast envelope. Gene Ontology annotation, molecular function: structural constituent of ribosome. NCBI's taxonomy places the organism in Eukaryota, Viridiplantae, Streptophyta, Magnoliopsida, Solanales, Solanaceae. The record is from RefSeq and is a predicted model, not a curated record. Gene Ontology annotation, biological process: translation.
CUAUAGAGUUGUGAGCAUACAGUACAUCCCUUUCUCCCCCCCACCUUGUAUUGGAUAAGGAAAUCCCAAAAGAACACAGACAGCGUUUGCCAUAGCCAUGUCUCUCUCUUGUUUCUCCACCACCAAACUCCACCUCAAACCCCUACACCCAAACACGCCCUUAACCCUCAACUCAGCCUUUCUCCCCAAAUUCCAACUCCCCAAACUGAAGAAAACCAACAAACCCGUUGUUUCAUUAACAUCAUCAUCAUCCCCAACAAUCUCAGCUUCACUUGAAGCUGGUGUUGGUAUAAUGGCAACUAAACUUGGUAUGAUGAGUUUCUUUGAGGAAACAGGUACAGUUGUCCCUGUAACUGUUGUUGGUUUUCGGGAAGGUAAUAUUGUUACUCAGAUUAAAACUGAAGCUACUGAUGGUUAUAAUGCUGUACAAGUUGGUUAUAGAAGAGUGAGAGAUAGAAAACUUACUAAACCUGAAAUGGGACAUCUUGAAAAGUCUGGGAUUAUUCCUUUGAGACAUUUGCAAGAGUUUAGACUUCAGGAUGUUGAUGGGUUUGAGGUUACUCAGAAACUUGAUUUUAAUGAGUUGUUUAAUGAGGGUGAUUUGGUUGAUGUUUCUGGUACAACUAUUGGAAAAGGAUUUCAAGGUGGUAUCAAGAGGCAUAAUUUCAAGAGGGGUCUAAUGACUCACGGAUCAAAGAGUCAUAGACAACUAGGAUCAAUUGGUGCUGGAACAACCCCAGGGCGUGUAUAUAAGGGCAAGAAAAUGCCUGGAAGGAUGGGAGGCACCAAGACCAAGAUUAGAAAGCUGAAGAUUGUCAAGAUUGAUGAUGAACUCAACAUUCUAAUGAUCAAAGGAGCUCUUCCUGGUAAGCCUGGAAAUCUUUUGCGAAUAGCUCCAGCCAAGAUUGUGGGCAAAAACAUCCCCAAGAACUAAUCCCUCUUCUCAACUCUGUCAACUGAUGUAAUUUAUUCUUUUCAAAUAUGUAGCUUUAAAAUUUUGAUAUUGCCUUCUCUCUCUUUUGUCACGAUAUCGUUAUUUCAGAGGCUGGGUAACAUUCUUCAAGUUCUAAUUUUCAGAUUUCUAUCUAAAA